AUGAGUUGCUUCUUAGGACAGCAGCAAGUGCUGCAGCAAGAAGCAAGACAGAUAGAAGGUUUGCUGGAGGUUGCUGCUGCAGCAAUGCAGCGGCUGCAGGAGCAGCAGGAGGCAGCAGCAGCACUUAUACGCGCCGAGGAAGCAGCAGAAAGAGCAGAGACGCAGCAGCAGCAGCCUAAACAGCGGAAAGCUCUCUGCAGCAGCAGUAGCAGCAGCAGCAGCGGCUGGGAGGAGCAGCAGCUGCGGAUUGAAGUCUCCUCUGCUGCUGACAGCAGCAGAUCGCCACCCAGACAAACUGCUGCUGCAUUUUCGUCUUUGCUGCCGUCUAUUGCUGCAGCAGAAAACCUGCUGCAGCACAUCAACAGCAUAAGAAACAAAGCGCAGCAGCAGCAGCAGCAGCUGUUGCAAUCAUUCUUCGCCUCCUCUAGUGGAUGCCCCCAGCAGCUCCAGCAUCAGCAUCAGCAGCAGCAGCAGCGAAGCAGCAGCAGCGACAACGAUAAUAGCAACAGCAGCAGCAACAGCAGCAGCAGCAGCAGCACAUUUCCAGCUGGCACCGCAGCUCAUGAGGCGGCAAGAGACAGCACUGAGGGACAGGAGGGCCUUGUUGCAGCAGAAGUACCUGCAGCAACAAGCGCACCAGCGGCAGCAGCAGCCGCAGCAGCAGCAGCAGCAGCAGCAGCAGCAGCUGCUGCUGCUGCUGCUGCACCAGGACCCGCACAACCAAGGUACUUCGUGCUGCCAGCAGCAGUAGAUAUCAUUGGUGAGUUGCAGCUGCCGGAGUUGAAGGUGCAGCAGCAAUUAUUUGCUACUGCCGGGGGCUCCGAUGCUCCUGCUGCAGUUGCUGCGCUGCAUGCAUCUGCUGCUGCAGCAGCUGCUGCAGCAGCAGAUGCAGCAGCUGCUCCCUCGUCUGCUGCAUCUCCUGCUUCAAGCCAAACAGCCACAGGAAUUAUCCCCAGUGCAGAUAGAGAUGCUGCUGCAGCAGAUGCUGCAGCAGCAGCAGCAACUGCUGCUGCAGCAUCAACAGGGAUAUGCAGCAGAUUGGAAAGGCUCUUCUCUGCCCCGGAAACAGCGACAGCUCCAGCGCAUGCUGCUGCUGCUGCUGCUGCUGCUGGGGGUGGUGGACUAGCUGCUGCUGCUCCCCAACUGGGCGACUGCCAGCAGCAGCAGCAGCUGCAGUUGCAGCAGCUGCAACAGCAGCAGCUGCAACUGCAGCAGCUGCAGCAACAGCAGCUGCAGCUGUUGCACUCUUCUUCUCCGGAACAGCAGCAGCAGCAGCAAACCCACCACCAACAAGAAGAGCAGCAGCAACACCACCAGCAUCAAGAGCAGCAGCAGCACCAACAUCACCAGCAGCAACAGCAGCAGGAGCAGCAGCUGCAGCAGCAGCAACAACAGCAGGUUGCAGUCCCGCGACUGCGGCUCACAGACCUGCAGCUGCCAACUCAAGAGCAGCAGCAGCAACAACAGGGGGAGCUGCAUCAUCCGCAGCAACAGGAGCAACAGCAGCAGCAGCAACAGCAGCUGCAGCGGGAGCUGCAGCAGCAGUUACAACAACAGCUGCAGCUGGAGCAGCAGCAACUGCAGCAGCUGCAGCAGCAGCAACAGCAGCAGAAGCAGCAGCAGCAGACAGAAUUUGCUGCCAGCAACUCUAACACUCCAUUUGAAACCCCAUCGGCGUCGCCGCUGCAGUCACCGCGCCGCGCUGGCACCAGCAGCAACAGCAGCAGCAGCAGCAGCAGCAGCAGCAACCCAUUCGUGGCUUGCUUCCAGGUGCGCAGCAGAUCUCGCCCCCAACGUACGAGCCACAGGAGCCCUCGGCAUACACCCGGAGGCCCCCCUGAGUUUGCUGCUGCUGCAGCUGCCAGCAGCAGCGGAAGAAACAACAACCCCACCAACAACAGCAGCAGCAGCAGCAGCAGCAGCAGCAACGGAAGCAGCCCUGAGGGCAUCACUCAAAUGCAUCCUGUCUGUGCAAAGGAUGCUGCUUGGUAG
Molecule: messenger RNA, 1992 nt
Organism: Eimeria acervulina
Lineage: Eukaryota; Apicomplexa; Conoidasida; Eucoccidiorida; Eimeriidae
Exons: 1
Coding region: 1-1992 (663 amino acids)
Source: RefSeq, a predicted model, not a curated record